AAAGGGGGUGAGCUUUCCCGGGCAGUUGCUCUGUCCCACAAUGCUUUUCCCUCUCCUUUGCUGGGCUGAAAUGUGCCUGCUGAUGCUUUGCAGAGGCUGCCAGCUGGAGGAGCCGACGAUGGGUUUGAAGGAAGCCGUGAAAUCUGACCGCGUUAUUGCAGCAGCCCUUGGUGGAGAGGCAACUUUCUAUUGCAACUUCUCGCUCUCAAUGGAUGUUUUGCAAGUCACCUGGCAGAAGAGAAACGGGUCUUUCUUCCAGAACAUAGCCACCUACAGCCCAAAGCACGGGCUGAAGCUGAUAGAGUCAUUUCAGAAGAAGGUGCGUUUCACUAGAGCAACCCUGAGGGCCCCAGCUAUCACACUCCAAAAUCUCACCUUUGAGGAUGAGUCCUACUACAGAUGCAUUUUCAAUGUGUUCCCUCACGGCUCUUUCAGCAAAGAUAUAUGUCUCAACAUCCAAACAAUUUCUGAGCUAACCCUGGAAUAUGAUUCCCACCUGCCCACCGAGGGUCUCUUCACUGCAGUCUGCUCAGCAACAGGAAAGCCUGCCCCCAAAAUCACCUGGCUGAAUGAGAGAAACCUGGAUGAGUCCCCUGAAAUACACCGUGUCCAAAAUGCAAACGGGACAGUAACAGUGGCAAACAGACUUACCUUCUCUGCCAGCCACCUCCAUGCCUUGGCCUGCCUCCUUGACCACCCACAGGGAAGGAAAAUGAAGGCAGUUUACCUGGAAGAAGCAAGGGAAGGUGCUCAGAAGAGCAUGAUCGUCAUGGCGGUCGUAAUAGCAGUGCUAUUCUUAACAAUCUUGAUACCUUGCAUCAUGAGACUAAAGAACAGAAAAAGGGAAAAACUGAAGAGAUGUAGUGCACCUAGAACACCUACUGCGGUGAAAGAGGAGAAAGGUUUGCACCAAGACCUAAGCGAGGAAGCCAAAAGCCUGCACAUGCCGAAGGACCAGGACGUUCUUUAUCAAAAUGAGGAGCAGACACCAGGCUCCUCACUUCACCAAAGGGAGGCAGGUCUGAAGAGAAACAUGGAAGAGAAAAACCAUCACAGGCGCUUGUUUUCAGAGGAAGCAGAGAACCUGAACAGCUAUGUCCAUGGUGUGUUUGAGAAGGGACCUCUUGGAUUAUACAUCAAGGAGGUCAGCUUCACACCCAUCAAGGAGGACAGAAAGGCAAUGGCAGAAAGAAACACAUUGCCUGUUGUAGAAGCCAAACAAAAUACAAAGCUGAGACCAAAGCUGUCGUAA
Messenger RNA from Chroicocephalus ridibundus (black-headed gull), 1252 nucleotides. Its product is annotated as OX-2 membrane glycoprotein-like. Gene Ontology annotation, biological process: regulation of immune response; negative regulation of macrophage activation; heterotypic cell-cell adhesion. Gene Ontology annotation, molecular function: cell-cell adhesion mediator activity. The record is from RefSeq and is a predicted model, not a curated record. Gene Ontology annotation, cellular component: axon; cell surface; neuronal cell body. The coding region runs from base 41 to 1252 and encodes 403 amino acids. NCBI's taxonomy places the organism in Eukaryota, Metazoa, Chordata, Aves, Charadriiformes, Laridae. The transcript has 7 exons.